AUGUGUUCAUCAUCCUCUUCGUCGCGCCGCCGCCGCUGCCGCCUCGGCCCCUGGAGGCGAGGUGAUCGUUCCCCCGCCCUGUCCCGCGCAGCGCUGCGGCUCCUGCCCAAAGCCGGGCGGAGAAGGAGACUGGCCGCUGCGGUUUUCUGUGCGACUUCUUUGGAUUUCCCCACAAACGCGCUGAUAGUUCGGACGCGGGUUCGGGCUGGUUUUGCUGCGUUUUAUUGCGUUUUAUUACUAAUUAAAAAGCUUUCGUUCGCCGUCGCCCCAGAGCGCUCUCCUCCCGAACUCCCCUCGGUCCCCGCCCGCACCCCGAGCUCGCGGAGGGGGUGUCGGGGCCAACGCGCCAGAACCCGGCUCCUCCGAAGCCCCCGCCGGCCGCCGCCCCCCGCGGGCCUCCCGCCCCCGCCCCUCCCCCUCACCCCCACCCCAUGGCUGCAGCUUCGGGCUCCGCGGCUCAAAAACAAACAGCCGAGGCGCCGCCAGCUCCGUGCUCUGCCACCGCCCGGGACGCCGAGCGGCGCUGGACCCGUCGGUCCUCGGUCGGGCGCGGUGGCUGAGGGCAGCGCGCCCCGCGUCGGGGGGCGGCCGUACCAAGGCCAGACGUCUUGCCCCGGGGUGUCCCGCACCUCUGCGCCUCCGGGGUGGGCCCAUGCGCUCCGGUCUCCGCGCCCCGUUGGGCUGCGGCUGCGGCCCCCAGCCUCCAGACUCGGAGCUCAAGCCGGCGAGGGGCCUGGCCGGGCAAGAGCAGGGUGGCCCCAACUAAGAGGCCUAAUGGGCCAGCUGAGGAGGGCUGCAGAACCAGAACAGAUCACUUCUGGGGACUGGAGAAGGACCAGAAGAGGGUCCUCGGUCACUUAGGGAGCUCUGAUUCCCUAAGUUCCUGCCUACUCCUGUGUCUACAAGGUCCCUUGGCUUAGCCAGGCCUCCUAAAGGAAACCAGCUUCUGGAGAAGUACAGUGGUCACCUUUAUCCCUCUCAGACCCCCCCAGGGGGCAGAGAUUCACUGCAGACCCUUGUGCCUCCUUGCUAGAUGUGCUUACCCCCACAGUGUCCUGUUAUCACCCGCCCCUUUUUUCCCUCUAUACUCAUGAAACUCUUCCAUGCGCUCCAGAAUUCAGCCUCCACGUGCUCAGUCCAGACAACCUCUGCUACCCGUUGUGGAGCCUGUACGGUAGCAAAGAAAUAAAAACGCCAAAAACAC
Messenger RNA from Peromyscus maniculatus bairdii (prairie deer mouse), 1204 nucleotides. RefSeq lists its product as uncharacterized. The record is from RefSeq and is a predicted model, not a curated record. Lineage: Eukaryota; Metazoa; Chordata; Mammalia; Rodentia; Cricetidae.